Panicum hallii is the source of this 963-nucleotide messenger RNA. RefSeq names its product BTB/POZ and MATH domain-containing protein 5-like. The transcript has 2 exons. The record is from RefSeq and is a predicted model, not a curated record. The coding region runs from base 1 to 963 and encodes 320 amino acids. Gene Ontology annotation, molecular function: protein binding. Lineage: Eukaryota; Viridiplantae; Streptophyta; Magnoliopsida; Poales; Poaceae. Gene Ontology annotation, biological process: protein ubiquitination.
AUGGACGUUGCUGUCGACACGGACGCGGCGUCCACGUCCACCGCCGCGCCGGAGGUCGUGACGGGGUCCCGUACGCUCGCGAUCAGCCGCUUCUCGGAGAAGAAGGCGUCGCUUGCGCGCGGCGAGUGCGUGCGCUCCGUCCAGUUCCGCGUCGGAGGGAGCAACUGGUACAUCAAGGUGUACCCCAACGGGCACGACAGCGGCAGCGAAGGCAGCGUAUCCUUCUUCCUCGCCCGCGGGAGGUCCGGCGAGCGGGAGACGACGGCGGAGUUCGCGUUCGAGCUGGUGAACUUUGCGGAGGCCGGCAACCACAAGUCCGCCAAGGUGAGGGGGACGUUCGACGACAACGCGAGCAACUCGGAGCACCUCGGCUUCCAGCGCGCGGCGGCGGAGCUCCAGUCCGCCCGGCAGAUGAGGAACGACCGCCUGAUCGUCCGGUGCAGGCUCGGCGUGUUCAAGGGGAAGCCGCCGUCCCCGCUCCUCGCCGAGGCGCCGGCGAUCGCCGUCCCGCCGGACACCCGGUCCUCGGACUUCCUGGGGCUCCUCAACAGCCAGGAGGGCUCGGACAUCACGUACGCCGCCGGCGGAGGAGGAGAUGACGGCGCAGGCGUUCGAGGCGCUGCUGCACGUGGUGUACACGGACCAGCUGCCGGACAUGAGCUACGUGGAGCCGACGGACGAGGCGGUGGAGGCCAUGCUCUUCGCCGCGGAGAGGUACGAGGUGGGGAGGCUGAAGCACCGGUGCGAGCAGUGGCUGUGCUCGUUCGUGACCCGUUCACGGUGGCAGACAUCCUGUCGACGGCGGUCAGGUACGACCUCCGGCUGCUCGAGGUCGCCUGCGUCCAGUACGCCACGCCGGACCACGUGUGGGAGCACGUGAAGGGAACCGAGGGGUUCGACCGGCUCAGGGCGACCUGCCCCCACAUCGUCAGGGAAAUCGAGAGCAAGCAGAGGAAUUACUAG